Messenger RNA from Dendroctonus ponderosae (mountain pine beetle), 1683 nucleotides. RefSeq names its product cytochrome P450 4c3. The record is from RefSeq and is a predicted model, not a curated record. The transcript has 9 exons. Gene Ontology annotation, molecular function: iron ion binding; heme binding; monooxygenase activity. Lineage: Eukaryota; Metazoa; Arthropoda; Insecta; Coleoptera; Curculionidae. The coding region runs from base 149 to 1645 and encodes 498 amino acids.
UGUUUAAACUUCUUAAACUGAUUUAAGUGAUUGAAGCACCCUAAGUAAGCAUUUUGAAUAGAUAAUAAAUUUCUGCAGCAAGCAGUCGACUUGCAGUCGACAUCCAGUGCAUUUUAUAGUUACAUUUUGCACGCAUUAGUCGAUCGAAAUGUGGAUCCUACUAGUGUUACCGAUUGUCGCCUACAUUUUAGUUCACAUCGCCAGUAGCCGAAUCAAAAGCCAGUCAAAGUACUUGCGAAAUGUGCCGGGAAAAAAGCCGUUUUUGAUUUUUGGAAAUUUGCUGGAUUUCCUGCCAGGAUCCAUUGUUUUCCUGGAUAAUCUAAUGGGGUAUUUGAAAACAUACGGAGACACCAUUCUUUUCCAUGAUGGAUUGUUCAGCUGGAUGUUGGUGUCUACUGAUUAUGAAUUUAAUGAGUUUAUGCACUCAUCAUCAGUUCACAUCGAAAAAUCCAACCUGUAUCACUUUUUCCAUGGAUGGCUUGGGCAGGGUCUUCUCACAAGCUUCGGUUCAAAAUGGAGAAAUCACCGAAAAGUGAUAACGCACUCCUUCCAUUUCUCGAUCCUACAACAGUUUAUCGGCUCUUUCGACGGCGUGGGUGACAAUCUACUGAAAAAGCUGGAAUCUGAAGCUGGAAAAGACAGUGUGGAAAUAUCCCAAUUGAUCUCUUUAUACACCCUGGAUGUUAUUUGCGAAGCGGCAAUGGGGGUGAAAAUUCAUGCCCUCGACUCGGGCAAUUCGCAAUAUGUGAAGAGCAUCAAGGACAUGUGCAAUAUUGUGGCGGAUCGCGUUUUUUCGUACCUCAGUCCGCGUCUAUAUAUGCUAACGUCGAACUACUACAAGGAGAAAAGGGCUCUUAGGAUCAUCCAUAAGCACGUGGACGCAGUGAUAUCGCAGCGGAUAGAAGAACAUAACCAGAAAGCCAAAAAGUCAGAAAGUUCCCAGGCUGAUGAUUUUGGCGUCAAAAAACGCCUGGCUUUCCUGGAUAUGCUUCUGGACGCCAGAAUUGACGGAAAACCUUUAUCCAGGAAGGAGCUGAGGGACGAAGUGAACACUUUUAUGUUUGAGGGCCACGAUACAACUUCUUCGGCGAUUUCCUUUGCCCUAUUUGCGAUUGCUACUCAUCCAGAAGUGCAGGAAAAACUUUUCGAUGAGCAAACCCAAAUUUUCCCUUCCGACUGGAAGUCUGCGCAUGCCUCACACAAGCAAUUGAUGGAAAUGAAGUACCUGGACAUGGUGAUCAAGGAGACCCUUCGCUUGUAUCCACCAGUGCCGUUUUAUGGAAGAAAACUGGCACAAGAUGUCGAUUUUAAAGGAACUCUCUACCCCAAGGGCUUGACAGUGUUCCUGUUUCCUUAUGGUUGCCAUCGGAGCGCCAAAUAUUUUCCGGAGCCCGAGAAAUUCAUCCCCGAAAGGUUCGAGAACUGGACCGGAAAACUGCCCUAUGCCUACACACCAUUCAGUGCUGGCCCUAGAAACUGUAUAGGUCAAAAAUUUGCGAUGCUCGAAAUGUUGGCAAUUAUAUCCAAAAUCAUCCGCAAGUUCAAGCUGGCGCCAGCAAGGCCCGAGCACGAAAUGCAACUGGCAGGCGAAACGAUUUUAAUCUCCAAAAACGGAGUGAAUAUUUCGUUAGAAAAACGAUUAUAGGAAUAAAUUAAAGCGAUUAAUAAAUUACAAUUAAUUAA